AUGUUCGACAUCUUUGCGAAACUGCUGUCGUCCAUCACCUCCUUCCUCUUCCCCCUCUUCGCCUCCUACAAGGCGCUCAAGACCUCCGAUCCCGCCCAGCUCACACCAUGGCUCAUGUACUGGGUCGUGCUGGCGUGCGCCCUCCUGGUUGAGAGCUGGACAGAAUGGUUUCUGGUGUGGGUUCCGUUGUACUCGUACAUCCGCCUCCUCUUCCUCCUCUACCUCGUCCUGCCUCAGACCCAAGGCGCGCGCGUGAUAUACACAACCUACAUCCACCCCUACCUGGAGGACAACGAGUCCCAGAUCGAGGAGCUCAUCGCCACAACCCACGACAAGAUGAAGGCCGCCGGCAUCGCAUACCUCAAGCGCGCCAUCGAGGCCUUCAGGACCCAGGUGCUCGGCCUGCCGCCCAACCCGGAGGCGCAUGCAGAGAGCAGCGUCCCCGCGUCGCAGCGCCCGCGCAGCUACACCCAGGCGCUGCUGGACAGGUUCCAGCUCCCGCAGGCCCAGUGGUCGGGUAACGCCGGGAGCACCGCGGGGCAGGACUUCUACUCCUUCCUCUCCAACGCCGUCAACGCAGCUACGGCCGCCGUCGUCGCCACGGAUAACAAUAACAACAAUAACAACAGUACAGCGGUUUCGGGCAGGAAGGCGGCGUCCGCGUCGAGGGGCACCGGCGUCGGCGCGUUUCCCACGGACGAUCUGUCUGCUUCCGGGACGCUCGUGCCGGCCAGCAUACAGGACAACGCUGACAAGAUGACCUUCCUCGCCGCCCAGCGCGAGCGGCUCAACUACGUCCUCAGCGCGCUCGACCGCGAGGCCGCGCAGCUGAGGUCCGGGGCAGCAGCGACGCCGGCCAGCGAGCAAGAGAUCAGCCUCGAGGGCUUACAGCCCGGCGGCGGCAGCGGCGAGAGGCCGACGACAUCGUCUAGCGGGAAGAGCACGGGCGGCCUGAGCAAGAGCCGUAGCGAGGUUGACUUUGAGAAGAUCGAGGCCGAGAGCGGCGCUGAGGACAACACUCAGGAGUCGGCACAGGCCACGCCGGCCCCUCCGGGUGGUUCGUGGUUGCCCUGGCAGUGGAGCGCGUCGUCGUCGGACGCGGGGAAGAACAAGUCCGAGUAG
Messenger RNA from Diaporthe batatas, 1122 nucleotides. RefSeq lists its product as uncharacterized. The coding region runs from base 1 to 1122 and encodes 373 amino acids. NCBI's taxonomy places the organism in Eukaryota, Fungi, Ascomycota, Sordariomycetes, Diaporthales, Diaporthaceae. The record is from RefSeq and is a predicted model, not a curated record. The transcript is spliced from 2 exons.